AUGUUAGCAGAAACAAUAGAAAUAGGAGGCCAAUUAGCUGUGUUGGCGACUGCGGGCGGCGGCGGGUGGGGGUGGUGCACGCGCGGGGAGCGGGGCGCGGCGUUACUAGCCAUCAGCGCUUGUGUGCUCGCCUUCCCUCCCAGAACGUUAUCCCGCGGCGCGUUAAGCCGCCUAGCCGCCAGCCUAGCAUGCGGCGUUCUCGCCCGCGGCUACCUGCGGUACCGCGCCCGCACCGCAUCGCGGUUACCCGCACUCUGUGACGUCAUGCGGCGGUACCUAGCACUGGCGCGGCGGGCGCAAGCGUGUGUGAGAGAUAACGCUUGUCAUAACACACUGGGUACAGUGUCGCAAGCGCUGCAAGCGACACACGAGCUGCUCUGUCGACAACAAGCGGCGCUGGCGACGCUGAUGUCGCGCGCGUCCGUCGCGUUGCUAGGCAACGCGCCGUGGCUAAGGGAUGACGUAGCUUGGACCGAGCUGCCUGAUGCGUCCGAUCCGGUGCAGAAAAUCCACCACGCGUUCCUAGUGGUCCAAUCCACUCUGCUAAAGCACAUCGCUAUGGCACACUUUACACAGCCUUUACACACUCAACACGUCUAUAAAAACCAUAACGAACGACUACACUGGAUACACACUGUACUUUACAACACCUCCUGGAAGAAUUCCAAGAAAGCUUCGAAGCUUUAGAUAGAAUGUAUAGAAUUUU
This is a messenger RNA of Leguminivora glycinivorella, 706 nucleotides long. RefSeq lists its product as uncharacterized. Bases 1 to 687 code for a protein of 228 amino acids. The record is from RefSeq and is a predicted model, not a curated record. The transcript is spliced from 5 exons. Lineage: Eukaryota; Metazoa; Arthropoda; Insecta; Lepidoptera; Tortricidae.